UUGACAGUGAGCAGAAGCAGUUCGGAAAACCCAAAAAUGUCCCAAAGGAUUGAACAUUUAGUCAAAGGACUUGUGGUGGUUUUUCUUGCAUUUAUGGUAAUUCAAACUGUGUCCGAUUGUAAUGUCUGUCAAUCAAAUAAAGUGGCCUGCAUCAACUCCACCUCCUUUUAUUUGUGUUUUGGAGAUGGAACCCCACAUCGUGACCAGUUGUACCAUUGCCUAGAAGGCUUCGACUGCACCAAUCUCACGGCGAUUUGUGUCCAAAAAAGCAGCCAACGUCCUCCGAGUUGUGGUGAUACCUCGCAAUGUGGCCAGUGUAGUGCCAGUAACAAUUAUUUGUUCGCCUGCCAGAGUCGUGGAAUCUUUCAGAUGUGCUAUGGCGCCACAAGGCCCGCUGGUCAGUUCGGCUACUGUCCAUCGGGAAUGGUAUGCGAUGCCACCAGCUCUGCGAUCUGUGUGACCGAGGUCAAGGGUCAAACACUGACUUGCGACAUAAAUGACGAACUGGUGGACACCACCACUGCAUCUCCCGUGACCACUGAAAGUAGCAGCACUACAGUGGUCACAACCACUGAAACCAGCACUGAAACCAGCACCGACACCACUGUAGUGUACACCACUACAGUGAUCCCUCUAACGCCCGCACAGAUGUGCACUCAGAGAAACGCCACUGGACUUUUUCCCAUCACACCCGCGGAUCCCUAUUGUCAACGCUACAUUAGUUGCUACUUUAACAAAAACAUUCUUAUCAGAUCUGCGGAAUAUAACUGCCCGUCGAGUUCAUACUUUCUUAACGUGACUCAGAGUUGCGUGGACGUUAAUCCAGGCUACUGUCUGAAGGGUUAAACACACCCACCCAAUAAACCUUCAAAUACUCUUCGCUUAGCGAACGCUCUUUUAAUCUAAAUCCACUCC
Molecule: messenger RNA, 915 nt
Organism: Drosophila rhopaloa
Lineage: Eukaryota; Metazoa; Arthropoda; Insecta; Diptera; Drosophilidae
Exons: 4
Coding region: 37-846 (269 amino acids)
Cellular component (GO): extracellular region
Molecular function (GO): chitin binding
Source: RefSeq, a predicted model, not a curated record